Staurois parvus is the source of this 375-nucleotide messenger RNA. The record is from the annotation of a GenBank genome assembly. Lineage: Eukaryota; Metazoa; Chordata; Amphibia; Anura; Ranidae.
CUAUAUCUGGUCUCCCCGGACCCUGCAUUCACUAUAUCUGGUCUCCCAGGACUCUGCAUUCACUAUAUCAGGUCUCCCACAGACCCUGUAUUCACUAUAUCUGAUCUCCCACAGACCCUGCAUUCACUAUAUCCGGUCUCCCCAGGACCCUGCAUUCACUAUAUCUGGUCUCCCCGGACCCUGCAUUCACUAUAUCUGGUCUCCCCGGACCCUGCAUUCACUAUAUCCGGUCUCCCCGGACCCUGCAUUCACUAUAUCUGGUCUCCCCGGACCCUGCAUUCACUAUAUCUGGUCUCCCCGGACCCUGCAUUCACUAUAUCCGGUCUCCCCGGACCCUGCAUUCACUAUAUCUGGUCUCCCCGGACCCUGAAUUCA